AGCGACCUGAAGACUAGAUCGGCACUCCAGAGGAGAGAAGGGGAAACAUCCUUGACAACGCACCGAGCUCCUGCUGUAGUUAGAAUCCACCUGUGGCUCCGACUCCUCUCUGAACCUCCCAGUCUCUCAAAAUGGCCAUGCUGCUGAAGCCGUGGACGGUGCUGGUGGCCGUAUUACUGUGUGUGCUGGUCUGUCUGGGUAUGCUGGCAGACGCCUACCCCCCAAAACCCGAGAACCCUGGUGAAGACGCACCACCCGAAGAGCUGGCCAAGUACUACACGGCCCUGAGACACUACAUCAACCUGAUCACCAGGCAGAGGUAUGGAAAGCGCUCGGCUCAGGAGGACGUGAUUGCAGAGCUGCUGUUUGGCAGCGACAGCAGCAGGGAUCAGAGGCCGAGAUAUGAUGACUCCUACAUGUGGUGACUUCUCGCUCACUGGGCUUUUCCUCUGGCUGCACCGCACAAUGCACCUGGACAGGCCAACAUGUGCCUCUCACUCCUGACCCCCCAUGAAGACGAGUGGAACAGAAGCCCUCUCUGCCUCUCCUGUCAUAUCUCACAUCUGUGUCUUUACAACAAAACUGUAUAUAAUUUAUUAUUCAAAUGAAAUAUGUAUGUGAGAUCAUAGCAGCGGAUCAGAAAAUGAAGGUUCUCUGUGUGUGUGAGCAUCAAUGUUCUCCUGCUGUCCAUCCCUCUGUAGAGUUGGACAUUCUUGUUUAACUGUUGUUCAUGUAAAAAGUGUCGUCACAAAUAAAUAUGUUUUCUCUGAGA
Molecule: messenger RNA, 772 nt
Organism: Cololabis saira (Pacific saury)
Lineage: Eukaryota; Metazoa; Chordata; Actinopteri; Beloniformes; Belonidae
Gene: pyya
Product: peptide YYa
Exons: 4
Coding region: 132-425 (97 amino acids)
Biological process (GO): neuropeptide signaling pathway; feeding behavior
Cellular component (GO): extracellular region
Molecular function (GO): neuropeptide Y receptor binding; neuropeptide hormone activity
Source: RefSeq, a predicted model, not a curated record